AUGAUCAUUGAAGAGAGAGAAGAAUUCAUGCUUUCCAUAAAUAGUAAUCAAACACCAUCUUCAAGAAUUGGCCAUUUCCUUAAACCAACCUUUAAACCCAAAAAUGAAACACUUCCAAAACCCCCUUCUUUGCCUUCUUUUUCCUUAAAAUCCAACAUCAAACAACUCCUCAAAAGGAAGGUUUCUUUCAAAGGAAGGCCAAAACCCCAGAAAAAUUGGGACACUUGGGUUCAAAAUUUGCAGAAAACCCACCAAAAUACCUGGAAAAAAGUGGGAAUAUUUGAUGCAAUUAAAGCUUCUACUUAUGUUAUAAAAUGGGAUAAAAAUUUAAUCUUUGGGUUAGCUGGAAAUUGGUGUUCUGAGACUAACACUUUUGUGUUUUCAUGUGGUGAAUGUAGUAUCACUUUGGAAGAUGUGAUGAUUUUAGGUGGGUUUUCUGUUUUAGGGGAAGGUGUUAAAACCCCAUUUGAAAAUAUCAAAAUUGUUGAAUUUGGGGAAGAAAUGCUGCAGAAUUUCAUGAAAAACAGGAGGAUUUUGGGUCCAGUGGGUCACACUGAAUGGAUGAGCUAUUUCAUGGGAAUUGGGGGUGAAUUAGAGCAUGUGGCUUUUCUUAGUCUUUGGUUGUCAAGGUAUGUUUUUUCAACUAAUCAUUAUUGUAAAAUUUCUCAAGAUGUUUUCCCUAUUGCAAUUUAUCUUGCUAGAGUUAGUUCAGCUUUGGGUUGGGAGAGGUUUCCUACAUUAGGUCCCUCACCCAUCAACAUCCUUGAUGGUGAGCCGAGAUUGAGUCGUUGGCGAAAAUUAGAGAGGCCGAAUCUUGUAUGUGUCAUGUUGGAUUUUGAGUCUCUUGGAAAGAGUUUUGUGUGGAGGCCUUAUGGAAUUUGUGUGGAAAACUGGCAGUUUCCGAAAUUUUAUGGUGAUGAAGAAAGGUUGGUGUUGGUAGAUUUUGGGGUUGGGGAGGAAUUACUGUCAUUUGCAAGAUGCUUGAGGACAUGUGAGCUGUUAGGGUUAGACAGUAUUGAGCAAUACCUUCCACAUAGAACAGGGAUGCAGUUUGGAUUGGAUCAAGAUGUUCCAAGGUCCGUGCCUAGAUCGAAUGAGGGUCAUUUAGCUGCUUGGAAUAGCUAUGACAUAUCUCUUAACGGAUUGAAGUUGUAUUUAUCUCCUCGUUUGCUCAAGGGAGAUGUCACUGCUCGGUAUUCUGACUGGUUCAGGACAGCAUUGUGUGUCAGCAGCAAUAGUGUUUCGGUCUUAAAAAAACAGAGAAGUCACAGCAGUCGUCCAAGAGUGACCUUCAAACUGUCCAAGGCUUCAGAUGGAAGUACGGAGGGGAAUGGCAAGCGUGCUCCUAUUUGUCCAACUUCUCCGUUUGAUGUUCCUUUAGCAUCCUGUUCCACUCAUAGCGUUGGGGUUGGGGAGAUGCGCAUUAAAGAUGACUCCUCUUAUGAAAAAAUCAACAUUAAAUGCUUAGAGGGCAUGACAUCUCAAAGUACAAGCAAAGUGGCUGUUGUUGAAUCCCAGGAUUUUGCUGCGAGUACAGAGGAUUAUAGCAAGCAGACUCCUGUUUGUUUACCUUCCUUGUCUAAUGUUUUUGAUACUCCUGGUUUUGUAUCUAACAUUGAGGUAGUGCAAAAUAAAACUACCGCAUGUUGCAGCAAUAUAAGCUUCCCUAACAGAAGUUAUGUUGAGAAUUCGAGGUACAUUCCAUCCGAAUGUCCAAAAAAACUAAAGAAUAAAAACUCUCCAAGAAUUUAG
Messenger RNA from Chenopodium quinoa (quinoa), 1752 nucleotides. RefSeq lists its product as uncharacterized. The transcript has 2 exons. The record is from RefSeq and is a predicted model, not a curated record. Gene Ontology annotation, biological process: meristem maintenance; meristem development. NCBI's taxonomy places the organism in Eukaryota, Viridiplantae, Streptophyta, Magnoliopsida, Caryophyllales, Amaranthaceae. The coding region runs from base 1 to 1752 and encodes 583 amino acids.